AUGACUUUUUUCCCGAUUGUGGUUGCAGCUAAUUUCAAACGAAAACCAAUAGCUCACCCCUCUGAACUUGAAUGUAAUAACCGCAUCCUUGGCGUCGAUGGUGACAUGCGUGCAAAGCGGAGUUUCAUUGAGGCAGACCUGUUUGACAUAAACUGUAGUUCUGAUGUCCGAGUCAAGAUCACCGAUACAAGGAAGAAGGCGAAUCCGGAACUUUUUAUUGCCUCUUCCAGCAGUACCAACCAUGUUGUCAUCAAGGUAGUUCGCCGGUAUUUAGGCUGCACCGACCAGCAGGCUACCCUCUUCGCCAUCCUGGUGAAUCGUGAUGGCCGGACGCCCGUAAUCACCUCAGCUGUUCGCCGUUCGGCCAGCAAACUCUGUGCGGAUAUUUCUGUCGCAAUAGGAGAGCGCCAUCUUGCGGACUUUCAGAAGGACCGAGAAGUUGGUGUUCAGGGCGAUCGCUACUACUACUACUACUACUACUACUACUACUACUACUACUACUACUACUACUAUUACUACUUUUGGCGUCGCUAA
Messenger RNA from Dibothriocephalus latus, 534 nucleotides. The record is from the annotation of a GenBank genome assembly. NCBI's taxonomy places the organism in Eukaryota, Metazoa, Platyhelminthes, Cestoda, Diphyllobothriidea, Diphyllobothriidae.